This is a messenger RNA of Egretta garzetta (little egret), 1318 nucleotides long. RefSeq names its product serine and arginine rich splicing factor 5 (gene SRSF5). The annotation marks the transcript as partial. The transcript has 7 exons. Gene Ontology annotation, molecular function: mRNA binding. Lineage: Eukaryota; Metazoa; Chordata; Aves; Pelecaniformes; Ardeidae. Gene Ontology annotation, cellular component: nucleus; cytoplasm; ribonucleoprotein complex. The record is from RefSeq and is a predicted model, not a curated record.
AACCCGGCCGCCAGGGAGAAGGAUGUGGAGAGGUUCUUCAAGGGAUACGGACGCAUCCGGGACAUCGAUCUGAAGAGGGGGUUUGGGUUUGUGGAAUUUGAGGAUCCGAGGGAUGCGGAUGAUGCCGUCUAUGAAUUGGAUGGAAAAGAGCUUUGCAGUGAGAGGGUUACAAUUGAGCAUGCAAGAGCACGCUCUAGGGGUAGAGGCAGAGGGAGGUACUCUGACCGUUUUAGUAGCCGUCGUCCACGUAGUGACAGGAGAAAUGCCCCACCUGUAAGAACAGAAAAUCGUCUCAUAGUAGAAAAUUUGUCUUCCCGAGUCAGCUGGCAGGAUCUCAAAGACUUCAUGAGACAAGCUGGGGAAGUAACCUUUGCAGAUGCACACAGACCUAAGUUAAAUGAAGGGGUGGUUGAAUUCGCCUCUUACAGUGAUUUAAAGAAUGCUAUUGAAAAGCUUUCUGGUAAAGAAAUUAAUGGAAGGAAAAUUAAAUUAAUUGAAGGCAGCAAAAGGCACAGUAGGUCCAGAAGCAGGUCACGGUCUCGUAGUAGAAGUUCAUCCAGGUCUCGUAGCCGUUCCCGUUCCCGCAGCCGCAAGUCUUACAGCAGGUCAAGGAGUAGGAGCCGUAGCAAGUCUCGAUCACUUAGUAGAUCUCCAAUGCCAGAGAAGAGCCAGAAACGUGCUUCUUCCAGUAGAUCUAAAUCCCCAUCAUCUGUGGACCGGCAGAGGUCUAGGUCGAGGUCCGUUGACAGUGGCAACUGAACUAUAAGUAACUUGCCCUGGGGGCCCUUUUUUAAACCAUACUUGCUAAAACUUGUGGUAAGUAUGUUUUUGAUAACCCUUUUCUUGCUCACAUUUUUUGUGAAUGUCUGAAGUGUAUAGUUUGUGUAUAUUGGCAGAGCUCUUUAUAACUAAAGCAGACAAAUUUUUUUGUACUCCAAAAAAAAAAAAUCAUCUGAACACUUAAUUCCCAGUAUACUCAACUGUGAAUAGCAACUCAGAACAUUAGUUUAAUAUCUCAAAUCAAACUAAUAGCUUUAGGCAUCUAAGAGCUCUACAUGUGCUGUACAUAAAGCUUUAUUUCAGAGGGUAUUUUUUUGUGCUUUAGAACCAUUGUUUCAGUUAUAGGUUAGCAGAUAAAGUGCUGGUCAGUACUGGUAAUAAAACUUUAUUUUAAAAGCUUUUCAUUUAAUAUGACUUGCACUACACUAAGAAAAUGCCCAUUUCACUGCCCUGUAGUAACAAUAUUCUAUAAAGCACCCUAAUUCUUGAUACGGAAGAAUUAAAUAGCUCAAAUAAAGUAUAAAGAAACACGUCUGUA